Messenger RNA from Podarcis muralis (Common wall lizard), 957 nucleotides. It is a transcript of the gene HIGD1A, whose product is annotated as HIG1 hypoxia inducible domain family member 1A. Gene Ontology annotation, biological process: negative regulation of apoptotic process; mitochondrial respirasome assembly. The record is from RefSeq and is a predicted model, not a curated record. NCBI's taxonomy places the organism in Eukaryota, Metazoa, Chordata, Lepidosauria, Squamata, Lacertidae. Gene Ontology annotation, cellular component: mitochondrion.
CGGGGGUGAUGGGAGUUGUAGUCCAACAACAUCUGGGGACCCGCAGGUUGGGAACCGCUGCGCGCAGUAGCUCCGUCGUCCGAGCACCGGGACGACCGCUGGGUUAACAUGGCAUCUGGUUCAGAAAAUCCUCUCCCUAGCUACGAGACGGACGACAGCCAAACCUCAAAGCUGAUCAGAAAGUCCCGGGAGUCUCCGUUUGUCCCAAUUGGCAUUUCGGGUUUUGCAGCUGUGGUGGCCUAUGGGCUGUACAAGCUGAAGCACAGAGGGGACACCAAAAUGUCCGUCCACCUGAUUCAUAUGCGUGUCGCAGCGCAGGGAUUCGUUGUGGGGGCCAUGACCUGCGGUGUCAUUUAUUCCAUGUAUCAAGAAUACUGGGUGAAGCCCAAGCCCUAGGAAGCGGUCAAUUGAAGCCUGUCCAGAGUUCUUAUGUACCCUAGAGAAAGACCUCACUCGGAAAUGGCGCUGCAAUAACUACAACUUUGCACAAUCUCAUGCACAGUGUUAAACUCUACGCUGCCAGUGUGGCUGUGCAUUAGGUUGUUGGUGGCAAAAGCGGUUCCUCUUUGUCUCUUGAGAAUGACCAUCAAUUGAUAAAUUUUCACAACAUGCAACCCUUUUUCACUAAGCCUACCCAACACGUAAGGUACUCUGGCUUAGAAGUCCAGCGUUUCCUCUUCAGAGUUUCCUCUGGGUUGUGAACAAGCAAAGCAACAAAGUGAGGGAUAUUCCUGUGUUGGUGCCGUGCCUGUUUAAGAGAUAGGUGGUCAACCUCUCUUAGCUCUGAAUUAGAAUCAAUUGUGGUGGAAGAUUAACCCUUAUGAUGUGAGUCUUAAAUAGCAGAUUGUAAAUAGUUUAAUCUUUAUUUAGUUUUUAAUGUUUGAUGCUUUGCUAUGUUUUUGUAUAUGCUUUAAGCUCCCCAGAGUGGCUGGGGAAACCCAGUCAGAUGGGUGUGGU